This is a messenger RNA of Ogataea philodendri, 444 nucleotides long. RefSeq lists its product as uncharacterized. The record is from RefSeq and is a predicted model, not a curated record. The transcript has 2 exons. The coding region runs from base 1 to 444 and encodes 147 amino acids. NCBI's taxonomy places the organism in Eukaryota, Fungi, Ascomycota, Pichiomycetes, Pichiales, Pichiaceae.
AUGGACGGAGCCGAAGAACGUUUUCCCAAGCUGGAAAUAUCUACCGGUGGUAAAGAACUCAAGAAGUUGAACUUGAAUUUGAGUCCAUCCUUAGGGAUCCGAGCCACUGUUGACAAAGCCAUGACGCCAAAAAUCGUCUGUAGAUGCGAAAACAUGCAACAAAUCAGCAUCAAAGGUGGCUGGUGCAGCAGCAUGAGGAGCGGCAAGAGUCAGAAUAGUGUUGACCGAAUCUUCCACAUAAUUGGGGAGACUCAACAUGACUCGAGCAACUAUGCCUCCCAUGGAAUGACCGACCAGAAUGACCGACCGAGCUGGGGUCGGGUUAUGUCGGUAAAGACUCAGGAUGAAACCAAUGGCGUCGUUGAGGUAUUCGGCCUGGUCGAGCAUCGUUCUUCCGUGGAAGGCAGUGAAGUCUUCAUUGAAGUCCGCGGAGAAGAAAUCUAG